Messenger RNA from Xenia sp. Carnegie-2017, 1400 nucleotides. RefSeq names its product ubiquitin-conjugating enzyme E2 2-like. The coding region runs from base 160 to 1023 and encodes 287 amino acids. The record is from RefSeq and is a predicted model, not a curated record. NCBI's taxonomy places the organism in Eukaryota, Metazoa, Cnidaria, Anthozoa, Malacalcyonacea, Xeniidae. The transcript is spliced from 8 exons.
GGCAGCAUGCGGGUUAAAUUAUUAAAGGUUUUUAACAAAAGUCAUGGCGGGUCGUGAAUGGUUUGUUGACAGUGACACACACAAACGAAUUAUAUAUUUAUAACAAUCAUUUUCAACAAACUACACACUGAUCAACGAAAAGACUAAAGACAGAUUACAAUGCCUGCGAUGAAUAACGAACAGGAUUCAAGGACGCACGUCAAUGGCAGCGAGCUUGAAUCGGAAGAAUUUGAAAACACUUCGCGAGAUACGAGACAAAGAAUACCGGUUAACGUUUUUGGUCUCAGCAGCAAGUUAAAAAAAGAGACGAAAAAGUUAUUACGCUACCCCGGCAGAGCUCUGAAACGAGCAAUGGCAAAUGACGCUAAUGUAGUUAGCGACGAUUUCCCUUGUGAAGGGGAUGGUUAUGAGUCAUUCGUUGACGUCAAUGAGGAUUUUUCUCGCUACUUCAUCCAGCACGACAUUAUUACGGAAUUCGAGUAUCUGUGUAAAAAUCCUCCCGAUGGAGUUUACGUAAUUCCAUCGAUAAAAUCCUUUCAAGUUUGGCACGGGGUUAUCUUCCUGAGGACCGGUCCUUAUCGUCAAGGAAUAUUCAGAUUUGACAUUCUGUUUAAAGACAAUUUUCCCAACACUGCACCGUUAGUUCGGUUUACAAGUGACGUCUUUCAUCCCCAGAUCCACAAAAACGGGACACUCAACAUCGACAAAGCCUUCCCAUGCUGGAACAAAGAAAAUCACGUCGGAGACCUGUUGACGUAUUUGAAAGAGUGCUUUAACGACGGAAGCCGAGGGGGAGAGAUAAAUAUCGAUGGAACGGAUUGCAAAAAUGAAAACAUGGAAGAGUUCCGAAAAAGAGCGAUAUUUUGUGUCGAAAAAUCCAUAAAGGAUUUCAUGAGGGAAAGUCCAGUUACAUCGGAUGACGACGGAAACUUGCUAAAAGUCAAACAGCUAUCGGGAGCUGCGAUUGAGGAAUGGAAACGAAAUAUUUUAAGCGAAGCAACCGCGAGUAAAUUGGAUGAAUAAAGAGCAAUUCAGCAGUUACCAUUGUUCCUACUCCUUCAGAGAUAGAGCUCAACCAUCAAAGAAACCAUGCGUAAAGCGACGUCUAAGAAACACCAUUUCCGGGAACACAGUAACAAAAAUCGCAUUUCUGGAAAUCGAUCAUGCACACGUGAACCCAUAGUCACACACGUGAACAUGCUGUGUCUGUUCACGUGACUCGAACGUAUGAUGCCUUACGAAAAAGCUGGUGUUCAAUAUUAACGUUUUCGAUUAAUGGAAAAAGACCAAGCAAUUAGAAAUGUGAAGCUACGGUACAAGUCCGUGCAAAGAUGAUCUAUGCAAGGACCGGUUAAUGAUAAGCAAGGCUACGUUAAACAAUAAAAGAGUGACAAAAUUUA